CUAGUUCCUAAAGUUUAGAUAAUUUUUAUUGACAUAAGUUUGACAGAUAAGAGGCGAUAAACGUUUUUUUUUUUAAGAAAAAUUUUCAAUGCAGAUUUGAACUGAAAAUAAACAUUUUCCUGAUCUUAAGUAUUUAUUAAAGUAAAUUAUAAAAUAUUAAAUCGUAAUUAUGAGUUUCAACGCAGAAAAAGGAGAUGAUUUUGAAUUAAUUUACUCAUGGCUCGAUGGAAUUCCUUUCUCUCGACCAAAGAAAAAUACAGCUAGAGAUUUUUCCGAUGGAGUUUUAAUGGCUGAAUUGUUAAAAAGAUAUUAUCCUCGACUUGUCGAUGUCUAUAACUACAUUCCUGGGAACAGUAUUUCAAAAAAAAUUGAUAACUGGUGUACAUUAAAUCGUAAGGUCUUGUCUAAAAUUGAUAUGAAACUUUCUAAAGAGACAAUUGAUCGAUUGGCAAAUUCACACAACGGAGUCAUUGAAAAAGUUUUAAACGAUUUGCGUGUAAAAAUUCUUAAAGACUCGAACACAGAUUCAGAAAAUUUAUACAUUGAAGCAGAAGAAAAAGGAAAAGGCGAAUCGACAAGAAAUUACUUAAUUCCAGAAUUAUUGGCAAAUAAAACUGUUCCUCGUGCUGUUUUUAUGCAAUUAAAACAUGAAUUACAGGAGAAAAAUAACGCCAUCAGUAUUUUAAGUGAAAGAGUCUUAGCACUAGAAAGUCAAGUGGAAAUUAAAAAUCAACGAAUACAUGAUCUCACCACACAAAUUUUAUCAUCAAAUCAAAUUCUCAACACGCCAAUUCCUGCUUCAAGAAGUGGAACAUCAAAUAAAACACGAAAAAGUAAUACAAUUAUUAAUUAAUUACUUUUCC
Leptopilina heterotoma is the source of this 863-nucleotide messenger RNA. RefSeq names its product sperm flagellar protein 1-like. The record is from RefSeq and is a predicted model, not a curated record. Gene Ontology annotation, cellular component: axoneme. Gene Ontology annotation, molecular function: microtubule binding. Gene Ontology annotation, biological process: regulation of cytoskeleton organization. Bases 170 to 853 code for a protein of 227 amino acids. The transcript is spliced from 3 exons. NCBI's taxonomy places the organism in Eukaryota, Metazoa, Arthropoda, Insecta, Hymenoptera, Figitidae.